AUGGUCGCGAACGCGUUCGUCGCGCUGGAAGCGUACAUCUACUAUACCACCGGCGGGCACCCCACCCACCCGUGCCGCUUAUGUAUCUUCGACCCGGCGUUCGAAAUCGUCGAGGACUACUGGCGACAGUUGUUCUGGGGCGGGUCUCUCCGGAACGACGGGCACCUCGCCAUGCUGCUCUACACGCACGACCGCCCUCUGCCCCACCCUGCCAGCCCGAUCCCGAGCGUCCUGCCCACGCAUGUCGACCCCAACAUCAAGAACCCCGACGGCAGGAGCGGAAGCCAGCUGGAGAGGGAAUUCGUGCGUGGAAAGAUGUGCGUCGCUGACGAGUAG
This is a messenger RNA of Vanrija pseudolonga, 336 nucleotides long. RefSeq lists its product as uncharacterized. The record is from RefSeq and is a predicted model, not a curated record. The transcript has 3 exons. NCBI's taxonomy places the organism in Eukaryota, Fungi, Basidiomycota, Tremellomycetes, Trichosporonales, Trichosporonaceae. Bases 1 to 336 code for a protein of 111 amino acids.